AGAAAGAAGGUGGCCGCGGUCCGUGGAGGUCUCUGACGGUUUCAGGGCGUUCGUGUCCCUCACCCGCCACCUUCCCUCCAGUGGUUCUCACGAUGCCGAUGUACCAGGUAAAGCCCUAUCACGAGGGUGGCGCAUCUCUCCGUGUAGAGCUUCCCACCUGCAUGUACCGGCUCCCCAACGUGCACUGCAGGGACAGCAGCCCGGCGCAGAACGUGAGCCACGUGCAGGGAGGGUCUGACCCAUCUCUUCAAGCUCUUGAGUCCCGUCAGGACAAUAUUUUAAAACGUCUGUACGAAUUGAAAGCUGCAGUCGAUGGUCUCUCCAAGAUGAUUCAGACGCCAGAUGCAGACUUGGACGUAACCCACAUAAUCCAAGCCGAAGAGCCCACUGCUUUAUCAACCAGUGCAUUGGACUUAAAUUCAGUACUUGGAAAGGACCACGGGGCUCUGAAAGAUAUCGUGAUCAACGCAAACCCUGCCGCGCCGCCCCUCGCCCUGCUCGUGCUGCACCGGCUGCUCUGCAGCCGCUACAAGGUCCUGUCCACCGUCCACACACACUCAGCGGUCAAGAAUGUGCCAGAAAACCUUCUCAGGUGCUUUGGCGAGCAGACUGUAAAACAGCCCCGUAAUGAAUACCAGCUGGGUUUUACUCUUAUUUGGAAGAAUGUGCCAAAGACUCAGAUGAAGUUCAGUGUCCAGAGGAUGUGUCCCAUCGAGGGAGAAGGGAACAUUGCACGUUUCUUGUUCUCUCUGUUUGGCCAGAAGCAUAAUGCAGUCAAUUCAACCCUCAUAGAUAGCUGGGUAGACAGAGCUAUUUUUCAGUUAAAAGAGGGAAGUGGUAAAGAAAAAGCCGCCGUGCUCUGCUCCAUGAACUCUGCUCUCGGGAAGAGCCCCUGGCUCGUGGGGAAUGAACUCACCGUGGCCGACGUCAUGCUCUGGUCGGUGCUGCAGCAGACCAGAGGCUGCAGUGUGCCCGUGCCAGCCAGCGUGCAGAAGUGGAUGAGCGCCUGUGAGAACCUGGCGCCUUUCAGCACUGCCCUCAAGCUCCUUCAGUGAAUCUCGGGAACUGGUUUU
Molossus molossus (Pallas's mastiff bat) is the source of this 1073-nucleotide messenger RNA. It is a transcript of the gene AIMP2, whose product is annotated as aminoacyl tRNA synthetase complex interacting multifunctional protein 2. Lineage: Eukaryota; Metazoa; Chordata; Mammalia; Chiroptera; Molossidae. Gene Ontology annotation, cellular component: aminoacyl-tRNA synthetase multienzyme complex. The transcript has 4 exons. Bases 93 to 1055 code for a protein of 320 amino acids. The record is from RefSeq and is a predicted model, not a curated record.